UCCAGAGGGCACCUUCAUCUCAGACCUGGCUCACAUGCUGGUGGCAGCUGUGAGACACAGAAAUAAGGAACCAACUACAACAACAUGAGAUGCUUUCCUUGACUGUCCCCUCUUUUUUUACUCUCAUUCUUUGAUGCCCUGUUCUCUUCUCUUGUUUUUUCUGCUCCUCCCUGGCUGCUCACCUGCCUGCAGAGAGAGAAAAUCCAAGAUCACAGCCUCACGCAAACUCUUGUUGAAGAGUUUGAUGCUGGCCAAAGCCAAGGAGGAGUGGGAUCAGGAGAUUGUGGACAAGCAGGCAGAGAAGGAGAGGUACCUGUCUGAGCGGGUCACUCCACUGCACACCAGUGGGCUCUCCUUGAGCCAGCUCCAGGACCUGUGCAGGGAGCUGCACGAGAAGGUGGAAAUUGUGGAUGAGGAGAGAUACGACAUUGAAGCGAAAUGCAACCAUAACACCCGAGAGAUUAAAGAUCUGAAAAUCAAAGUUCUUGAUCUCCGAGGGAAGUUCAAGCGCCCUCCCCUGCGCCGGGUUCGUGUCUCGGCCGAUGCCAUGCUCAGGGCUCUGCUGGGCUCCAAGCACAAGGUGUCCAUGGAUCUCAGGGCCAACCUGAAGUCUGUCAAGAAGGAGGACACAGAGAAGGAACGCCCUGUGGAAGUGGGUGACUGGCGCAAGAAUGUGGAGGCCAUGUCGGGCAUGGAGGGGAGGAAGAAGAUGUUCGAUGCUGCCAAGUCCCCCACGGGGCAGUGAGAGGAGCAAUGGGAAGAAGACCAUCCCCAUCCCUGCUGCCAGCCUGCCCUUGCUGCUCCUCUGUCCCUUUGUGCCCUUCCCUGAAUUCCCACUGAGCUGAAACACAAGGACAAUGGUGUGGGAAGGAGACCUGAGCUUU
Molecule: messenger RNA, 884 nt
Organism: Sturnus vulgaris (Common starling)
Lineage: Eukaryota; Metazoa; Chordata; Aves; Passeriformes; Sturnidae
Gene: TNNI1
Product: troponin I1, slow skeletal type
Biological process (GO): cardiac muscle contraction; skeletal muscle contraction
Cellular component (GO): troponin complex
Source: RefSeq, a predicted model, not a curated record